AUGGUUACAUAUCAAGGCUCAUCGGUCACUAUCAUAGACGAGAAAGAUUCAACUUCACCUAUUUAUGAAUUUGAAUCGUUUACAUCUAUUACGAAAGCAUUACAAUGGAAACAUGUGAGAGUCCGAGCGCCAAUUUGUUUAAGAAAAUUAUUAGGCAGCCGAUAUAUGCUUGCGAAUUUAGUCUAUUUAAUUUAUUCUAUAGGAAUUUUAAUUAUUAAUUUGCAUCCAAGUUUUAAUGAGAAACCAAUUGAUACAUCACAGGUUCUAUCGAAAAAUCUCGAUUCACCUGUCAAUAUCAAUCCGGAUGUCAAUGGAUAUUAUAUUGGACUUGGAGUUUUACAUUUACUAUCAGCUUCUCUCUAUUUGUGGGCAUGGCGUGAUCGAUCAUGGUUUGAUAUUGUCAUGAUACCUGAAUAUUUAAAUCAUAUUGAAGCUGGACUUUAUCUUUGGUCGGCUUUUUGGUAUUCUCGUCAAGAUAUUCUUGGUGGCUAUUAUACUUUAGCUGUACAUAAAAUUGAACUUGUAGCAACUAUCAUCGAAUUGAUUGCUUCAUUUGGAUGGAUCAUGUCUUGGUAUAUGACUUAUACUCGUACAUUAGGUCGUGGCUUUACUUUAGAUGAUCCUGAUACAAUAGCUUAUUUAACAACAACCAUAAGUUCACUGGUUUAUGUUGUAUAUAAUAUACAAAUCAAUCUAUAUCCUGAAGAAUAUGGAACAAAUAUGUUAUAUAAAUAUAGUGACGUACUGUAUUUUAUUGGUGCUUGGUAUUAUAUAUUUGCUGGCUUACGCGAUGAAAAUUGUUUUUGGUUUUUACCAUUAGCUGGACAGUAUGGCGUAGCAGCAGGUCGAAUUCGAGUAGAAACAAAAGAAUUACCAAAAUAUGGGAAAUCACCUAUUUUCAUUACAGAUUUAUGUAAACGAAGAAAACAUGCACAGUUCAAUAAUAGAAAUGAUUGGAACAUGAUUAAUUCUAUAGUAACAUGA
Rotaria socialis is the source of this 984-nucleotide messenger RNA. Lineage: Eukaryota; Metazoa; Rotifera; Eurotatoria; Philodinida; Philodinidae. The record is from the annotation of a GenBank genome assembly.